AUGGACCGAAAAUGGCGAACGAACCGGGCGGCCAUAUUCACGGUGGUGCCGUACGCCGAGUACUGCUCCCGCAUACUCCAGCGCACCGCGGAGUAUGAUCUGGCCACACCCUCAGAUCUGUAUGCCGUGUACACCGUGCUCCACAUCGAGAGCAAGACGUCAGAGCUGCACUGGAGCGAGUCUGGGGGUUUCUACUACUUCCUGGCCACCUGGAGCCAGGCUCCAGAACCUGAUCAGAUCAUCGUCCCCGUCGGCAGCGCCUGCACCAGCCUCACGCCCGCCCUCCUGCAGCGCUUCUUCUCCAUCCGUGGGGUGGCGGCCCAGCAGCUGCUGCUGGCCCUGGUGGAUGGGAAUGGCAUGGUCUCGCGGACCUGCCUCUUCAACUACAUCCAGGCACCCCUGGAGGGCCCCGGCACGGCUGACCUCGAUCUCCUGGACGACUGA
Auxenochlorella protothecoides is the source of this 444-nucleotide messenger RNA. RefSeq lists its product as hypothetical. The record is from RefSeq and is a predicted model, not a curated record. Lineage: Eukaryota; Viridiplantae; Chlorophyta; Trebouxiophyceae; Chlorellales; Chlorellaceae. The coding region runs from base 1 to 444 and encodes 147 amino acids. The transcript is spliced from 2 exons.